Messenger RNA from Colletotrichum karsti, 432 nucleotides. RefSeq names its product CFEM domain-containing protein. NCBI's taxonomy places the organism in Eukaryota, Fungi, Ascomycota, Sordariomycetes, Glomerellales, Glomerellaceae. The record is from RefSeq and is a predicted model, not a curated record. The transcript is spliced from 2 exons. Bases 1 to 432 code for a protein of 143 amino acids.
AUGAAGUUCACUGUCGUCGUGCUCGCUCUCGCCGGCAUUGCCGGCGCGCAGGACACGCAGCUUCCUACGUGCGCACAAGGUUGUGUGAACCAGUACACGUCGGGAACCGCCAUUGCUGGUUGCAGCAACCUCGACAUCAAGUGUAUCUGCUCCAACUCUGGCUUCCUGGACGGCAUCGCCUGCUGUCUGGCUGCUGCGUGCCCCAAGGCCGACCAGGACACGGCCGUCAAGUUUGCCAAGAACAUCUGCACCGGUGCCGGUGUCACCGUACCCGAUCAAGUCGUGUGCAAGAACGUGACAACUUCUGGCGGUGCGCAGACUGGCGCCAGUCAGACCGCGGCGCCCGCUGCCACGGGCACACCCAAUGUCGCGUCCUCCAUGGGACCAGUUGCGUUGCUUGGAGGAAUCAUUGCGGCUCUGGCUGUGUUUUAG